Molecule: messenger RNA, 1501 nt
Organism: Rhagoletis zephyria (snowberry fruit fly)
Lineage: Eukaryota; Metazoa; Arthropoda; Insecta; Diptera; Tephritidae
Product: putative nuclease HARBI1
Source: RefSeq, a predicted model, not a curated record
UGUUAACAUAUCGAUGGUACGACUGAAAUGGAACAAACCAUCUGUCAUUUCUAGCGCGAAAUUGGGGAAAUGUUUAGUUAUUGGCCCAUCGUUUGGCCCCAAACCCCCCUCAUUCGAAAGGGGACAGUCGCCACUUUACGAAAGAAGCUGCAAUUGCUCUAUUGAAUGAAAUAAGUCCUUUUAUGAAAAACGGAGAAAGAGCCACGUUUAUCCCAAAGGCACUAAGGAUGACUGCAGCUCUGCAUUACUUUGCAACGGGAUCGUUUUUAAGGGAUGUUGGCCAGGAUUUCGUUUGCUCUUUAAGUAAAACAAUGGUUUGUCGUUCUAUAAAAGAAGUUACAUACAUCAUAGAAGAAAAGUUGAUGUGCAAUUAUAUUAAAUUUCCAACUACACUGGAGGAUCAAAACAGAAUUCGGUAAUUUAUUUAAAAUUUAUAACUUUUUUCUGCUACUGAUUUUCCUGGGUGCAUUGGUGCUAUUGAUUGCACGCACAUAAAGAUUAAAAAGCCAAGGGCCGAUGUUGAGAGCUGCUAUAUUAAUAGAAAAGGAUAUUUUUCAAAAAAUGUGCAAUUAUUAUGCGACUACAACCUUAACAUAUUGGCUGGCAAUGCACGUUUUGGUGGUAGUACCCAUGAUGCAUUCAUAUGGGAAAACAGUAAAUGCAAGGAGUUUUUGGAAAGGCAAUAUAGCCGUGAUGCAAAUACAAGUUGGCUGAUUGGAGAUUCUGGAUAUCCACUACAGCCAUGGCUAAUGACGCCGUUUCCGGAAACGACUGGCCAAACCAUUUUUAAUUUUUGUCAUAUUCGGGCUCGAAACUGUGUGGAAAGACUAAAUGGGGUCCUAAAGAAAGUAUUCGCUUGCUUGUCACAUGAACGUGGAGUUCUAGUUAAACCAGAAUAUGCUGGUUCAAUAAUUAACGCUUGCUUAACUUUGCAUAAUUUCAGAUUGAAGCAUAAUCUAACUAUUCCCGACGUAUGCCUAAUUACAAAUUCAAAUAGGGAAGCAGACUUUUCCGAAGAAAAUCGCUCAAACGACAAUAUUUUAAAUCAAGGAAGAAGGGUUCGGGAGAGCAUAGUACGAAAUUAUUUCAAUUAAUAUUACAUAACAAACCCAGUUUGUUAAAAUGAAUAUCGCUAGGUGUUAUUGGUGUCAAGGUACAUACACUGUUGGCCAUAUCAUUUUGGACCAAACUCAAAAUGAUAUUGUUGCCACUUAUCUAUGUUUACUUACUAAUUUUUAAGAUUUUUCGAUUAAAAUGCAGUUCAUCCUCUAAAAAAAACCACAUAAACCCGAGUUUAAAGCUUUGUAUAAAACAAAAAAAAAAAAAAAUAAACAAAAGUUCAUUCAUUUUAAAACUUUCUUCUCAGUAGUGUUAGCAUUGCUUUGAAUAUAAAUUUUUAUAGCCCAUACAUUUUUUUUGGUCGCAGUUGCUUCCAAUAACUAAUAAACACCACACUGAAGGAAGAAAAAUUUAAAAAAUCUAUUGUAAUUUUUAGCCACUU